AUUUAUGAAACCCAAAACCCCUUUAGGCCCAUAUGAAUCCUGCUUUGCCCUACCUGCUUCGCGUUGAUUCCUUGGCUUGGCUGGGAUCACUCAUUCCAUUCGGCAUCACAGGCUGUGGGUUACUUCUAACAAAAAGAUUUGUCAGAAUAUUUGUUGUCCGAUUGGGUUUUGCACAUCUUUUCGUUGUCUCUUCUUUGUUCGAUUUGUUCUGCGAGAUUUGGGUUGUGUUUGGUUUUUUGAAGAUGGAUAUAAUCUCCCAAUUACAAGAACAAGUGAAUUCAAUAGCUGCCCUAGCCUUCAACACUUUUGGGACAUUGCAACGAGAUGCUCCACCUGUCAGACUUUCCCCAAAUUACCCAGAACCCCCUGCUAAUCCCACGGAGGACACAGCGAAUUUCGCCGACCAACCUAAGCUUAUGAGUGCUGCUCUUGUUAAGGCUGCUAAACAGUUCGAUGCAUUGGUCGCGGCACUUCCAUCAUCCGAGGGAGGUGAAGAAGCUCAACUCAGAAGGAUUGCUGAACUCCAGGCUGAAAAUGAUGCUGUGGGCCAAGAACUUCAGAAGCAACUGGAGGCUGCGGAGAAGGAAUUGAAACAGGUUCAGGAGUUAUUCAGUCAAGCAGCAGAUAAUUGUCUGAACUUGAAGAAACCAGAUUGAAGUUACUGCCUUGUGAAAUCCACCAUUCGUUUUAUUGGCUUUAAAUGUCUUUAAUCCUAUGUAUCCAAAAGUUCUUAUGUAAUUGCUUAAGUUUGUACAAUGUAGCAUUUUGUCUUUAAUCCCAAGUAUUCCAAGGUCCUUUCUUCUUGUUACCUUCAUGUUCGAAAUUUUGGUUUGCCUCAAGGAUACUGAUUCCGCACUAUAAUUUAUGUUAGGCCAUUUUUUUGCUAGUAAAAACACGAUUGCUGUUUUGAGUCGGUCAUGGUCGAAUACUAAUAUUGGCCCUGCCUUCAGUGAUUGAAAUUUGGAAAUUAAUGGUUUUUCUCGUACUAGUGGAUGAAACGAGGAAAAAUCAUCAAAUCUAUAGCACUCUGCAUCCGUGUUGGGCAGAAAAUUGCGAUUCUCGUGGAACAUAUAACAUGAUUAAAUGUACUCCUGAUGCGGCAACCUUAUCAGCGAAAGUCCUCUAAUUGAUUUCAGAAUGGGUUUCCGACUAGCAAAACCAGUAUUUCUGUAGCCUUACCAGUUUCCAUCUUAAUGUUCAUGAUUAAAUGCUCUUAAUCAAUGAUUGCAAAUAAAACCACAGGUCCAAUGGCUUCUAAUGAAUGGGGGCGCAUGGUUUGCACUAAAGUUGUCACCCCCUGUCCAGAGUCUUAAUUCCAGCAAAU
Durio zibethinus is the source of this 1324-nucleotide messenger RNA. Its product is annotated as mediator of RNA polymerase II transcription subunit 21. Gene Ontology annotation, molecular function: transcription coregulator activity. Gene Ontology annotation, biological process: regulation of transcription by RNA polymerase II. Lineage: Eukaryota; Viridiplantae; Streptophyta; Magnoliopsida; Malvales; Malvaceae. The record is from RefSeq and is a predicted model, not a curated record. Gene Ontology annotation, cellular component: mediator complex.